Molecule: messenger RNA, 2308 nt
Organism: Podospora pseudopauciseta
Lineage: Eukaryota; Fungi; Ascomycota; Sordariomycetes; Sordariales; Podosporaceae
Exons: 2
Coding region: 928-2040 (370 amino acids)
Biological process (GO): positive regulation of catalytic activity
Cellular component (GO): fungal-type vacuole; cell periphery
Source: RefSeq, a predicted model, not a curated record
GCCAGACCCUUUGGGAUAACGCGACGGGACUGUGGGAGGCGAAUUGCUUGCGUUGCCGUUACUGGAGGCCUGCCAAGGGGUUCCAAUUAUGGCUUUCAGGUACAAAAGGACUUGGAUCUCCCUCAAACCUUGAAGAGACGGUUUGCGGCUCUUGACAGCGUUAUGAACAUUGCGAGCUUGCCGCUGCCUGGCUCUGAUGUCCGACUGUGAGCUUUUGAUUAGAGACUCCACUUACUGUCCUGAUGCAGCACUCGCCCAACCACCCAUUGUUUCUGAGAUACCAAUUGCCUUGAGGUGGACGUGGGCUACAUAUAUAUUGAAACCUGACUCCAGUGUGCUGUAGUAUUGUUGGUCAAGGGUCUCCCAUACUGGCGAUUUCAUCAUGUACCUAGACUAUCUGCUGAAGAAAGGGUAUCAGAUAUCUACACACUGUCGUCAUAGCUUCCAUCCGGCUUGUCUUUGCAGCUGAGUGGAGUGAAGAGGUCAUGCGGCCCGUGCCAGCAGGGAUAACAGCGAGCGCGGUGCUACCCAAACUUGCAAAACAGCCCACAGCCGCCAAGUCCCCCAAUACCAGCCAGCGCUUCCAAGCCAGUGCUCAGCGGCACAAAAACAGACACAGACCCUCCAGGCCAACCACGGCGCAUGUUACAAUCAGAUGGUCUCGACGAACUCGACCUCGCAGGAGAAGCAACAUGUGUCGUAUGCUUAAGUAAAACACUAUCGAAUGCUCCGCCGUCAUCGCCGAGUUGACCAUGCGCUGGCAAUUCUGGAAUUUCGAUCGCUUUUCUGCAUGCUCGCCAGCACUCUCGACCGCCCGAUCGCUUUGAUUGAAUGACUUCGCUCGCUGGAUGUUGCUUCAUCCCCACUUGUUGACGCUCCUCUAGAUCGACGGCAGAGUUGAAUAGCCUCUGCUCGAUCGUUUUGAUAAUGGCAUCUGCGAGCCUCCCGCGCUCCAGUUCCAAUGUUUCUGAACCUCGCGCUUCCCUCAGGUCGCGAAGCAGCGUUGCCGCUUCCAACACCACUCGACACCAUACACCACGAUCCCUGCCACCAUGGAUAGACUCCUACGAAGCACGGUACGGGUCGCCGACCGAAGACCAGCUCCGCGCACUUGACUGCCCCCCUCCCCGGGCCGCGCACUCUCACCACAAUCAUUCCCCCAGCCAGCCCCAACGACGGAUCUCCAAAGAUGGCUACGUGUACGAUUUUGGAGGCGUGUUACCUACCGAUGAGGCACCGAGGACCUCGCGAGCAAGGUUACGAAAAUUCAUUUUGCGCAAAGAUGCUGCGGAGCGAGGGAGGAAAUGGGACCACUUGCGCUCAGCCGAGCCUGUGAUUGUGCCUCGAUAUAGCCGGGCAACACCCACCUCACCAUGGCGAAGCUAUCUGCAGUCAUCUCGAUACGGCCAUCUUCCAGGGGAACAUGCUCAGAUCGUUGACCCCGAGGUGCUUAAAGAGCUCCAGCCCAGCUUCGAUAACCCCAUUGAGCCGCCACGACUUCUCGACUCAGCCGGAAACCGGUCCGCAAGGAACAAACUGCUCUACAAGAGAGCUUGGCGGGUCAUCUUACAACACCCAUUGGUGCCUUUGGCUUUCCGCCUUACGGUUCUCCUCACCUCCAUAGUGGCUCUCGCCCUCUCAGCCAAGAUCUUCCAAAUAGAAAACGGCGAGACGGAAACAAACACUUCGGAACGGACACAGUCCAUUGUCGCUAUCGUGGUAGAUACGGUAGCGGUCCCCUAUAUCGGCUACAUGACAUGGGAUGAAUACACUGGCAAGCCCUUGGGACUGCGGCCAGCCACACAGAAGAUUUCGCUUGUCCUGAUGGACUUGUUUUUCAUUAUAUUCAAAUCCGCAAGCACAACACUGGCCUUCGAGGCCCUCGUCUUUCACAACUCCUUGGACCGUCAGGUGAGCCAAUACAGUCAAGCGUUGGCUGCGUUUCAGACCGUCGGUUUGAUAUCAUGGAGCUUCACUUUCACCGUGAACGUAUUCCGCCUCGUACAAAAGCUGGGAGGGGGCGAAGACGAACGUAGAUAGGGAUCUGGGAUGAGUGAGCUCCUCAGAUGGCGAGAGGCAAGAUUCGGAUCAUGGAGCGAGAUUUUUCCAACUUAAGGGUGUAGAGGUGGGAAUGUGGGGGCUGGGUUUGGGCGGGAAAGGUUUCUCUUCUCUUUUCUUUCUUUUUUUUCUUGGGAAGGAUAGCAGUAUACCCUCAGCGUUCGACACAGGAUCGGACAACAUAAUCUACUUUCUAGAAUAUUGUCGAGUCUUGGAUGAGAUUGAAUGGUAGCGGAAUCGUCAAAACAGC